ACCGACGGACCGUCAACACGGAAGUUUGUUUUGGAGCAUGGCGUGAAGGCGGAAGUGUUUCUAAAGUGUCCAGCUCCUCCUCACAGCUGCGACACUCGGAUUCGUGGAGGGUUUGGUUGGUUGGUCUGCAGUGAUGUCGAACAUUAAAGAGCACAUCCACAGGGUGGCUCGAGGGUAUGAGCGGUACACCGAGUACGUGAGGAGGAACCCGGCGGCCACGGCGCAGCUGGAGAGCACCGUGAGGACGCUGUCAUACCUGAUAGCAGGGAGAUUUGCAGAUUCACAUGUAAUAUCUGAACUAGUGUACUCUGCCUCCAAUCUGCUGGUGCUCUUCAAUGACAGUAUUCUGCGCAAAGGGCUGAGAUGUGCCAUCUCUGUGUCUCUCUCUCAGCAGAGGCUCCUCACAUGGCUGUCCGUGUUGGAGCACGUGGAGGUUUUCCUGGAGAUGGGGUCCUGUAGGCUGUGGGGCGACAUCGGCCGCUGGCUGGUGAUCGCACUCAUCCAGAUAUUUAAGGCAGUUUUUCGCCUCGUGCUUCUUCUGUGGUACAAAUCCGGCAUCCAGACUUCACCUCCCAUAAUCCCCCUGGACAGAGGCGCUGAGUUUGUCAGCGAAGAUGACGGUAACGGGGAGCAGCAAGAUGACACCUGCUUUGUGGGUCAGAGGUCAGGCCGGGUCAUUAGGCCAAUGGGCAGCGCUCCCUCCCUUCAGUCCCGGCUGUGGGGAGCACCGAGUCAGAGGAAGAGGAGGAGCAGCUUCAGUGGGGAGAAGCUCCACAGCAAACCAACAGCUCCCUCCCUUCAGUCCCGGCUGGGGCACCCGGAGACCCUCGCUGGGGAGUCCGUGUACAUCGGACCGGGGAGCCACUUACUCUGCCUCGGACUCUGUGGAAAACAGUCCUGGAAGCCGUGGAUCGUCUCCGGAGUCCUCGAACUCUCCAGUUUCGCUGUCCUCAACGAUGUGAAAUUUCUGAAUCGUUGGGAAAAAGCUGAGAUGAGGAGGAGAACCUUCCUCCUGCUGUACUACCUCCUCCGUUCUCCUUUCUACGACAAAUACUCUGAGGAAAAGAUUCUCUUCCUGCUCAGACUUCUGGCCGAUCACGUUCCAGGAAUCGGCCUCGUGGCUCGCCCUCUGAUGGAUUACCUCCCCACCUGGCAGAAGAUCUACUUCUACAACUGGGGAUAAAAACCUGCUGGUGGCGCUCCGACCUUUGACCUUUGAUGAAGUUAACGAGGAGAGGAGCUGCCCAGGGACAGAGACGCUCCUUAUUAACCCCCUUAAAUCAGAUAAGAAUGAUGUGGAACUGAUUACCACUUCUGACUGACAGCGAGCUCUUUUUUUUUAAGUGACAAAAAAAAACAACAAAAGAGGCUAUUUCAGGAAUAAGAGCGGACACGUUCGUGACACUAAGAAGAACCCCGUGUGACUAAUGCUAAAAAACAUGUUCGCCUCGUGAGAUGUCGUGACAACUUUAGAGUUCAUGAUUCUGAGACACACCUGUGCACAUUGAAAUGUGCACAGAUAUGUGGCCGACUAUUUUUGUUAGAGACGUUCCAUUCCAUUCUUGUCGGAGGCCCCUGCAGCGUUUCUCCGGUUGAAGAGAACAUCCUCGGUGGACCAUGAAGGGGGCGUCUGCAGUUGGGCUGCAGGGCAGGAGUCUUGACAGAGAGGUUCGUGAAACCUGAGCG
Messenger RNA from Anoplopoma fimbria (sablefish), 1686 nucleotides. It is a transcript of the gene pex16, whose product is annotated as peroxisomal biogenesis factor 16. The record is from RefSeq and is a predicted model, not a curated record. NCBI's taxonomy places the organism in Eukaryota, Metazoa, Chordata, Actinopteri, Perciformes, Anoplopomatidae. Gene Ontology annotation, cellular component: peroxisomal membrane. Gene Ontology annotation, biological process: peroxisome organization.